AUGGGACCGCAAGUGGAAGAGGAGGGGUCAAGACUCCAAAGAGGGUUGCAAAUAGGUGUGGCCCGCGUUUCCACCGCCUCCCUGGGCCGCUUCCAGCCCCGGCUCCCCAAGGAGCCGCCCGCACCCCCGCCCAGGGGCGGCAAGAAGCGGCGUUUCGAGCCGCUGCUGGGUGACCUGGCGGCCGAGAGGAGCCGGCAGCUGGAGCUGCUGCGGGGGCUGGGCAGCAAGAAGCCGCCGCUCGACCUGACCCGCGCCGUCAACAAGCAGCUGCGCGAGGAGGACGCCCAGGCGGCCGCGGGCAAGGGCAGGAAGCGCGGGCAGCGGGGCAAGCGGGGCCGGCAGCGCCCGGGAGGCGGCAAGGGGCCUGCGGGCGGCAAGGGCAAGAAAGGCGGGGCCCGGCGGCGGCAGCAGCAGCGCCCGGCGGGCAGAAAGAGGAGCUGAGCUGGGCGCAGGGCUCCUCCUGCCGGACACUGAGCCCGGAGGGACGCGGGGGCUGCCGCGGCCUCUGGGGGGCUCGUGGGACACUGAGCUGCCGCCUCCUCCGUCCCGUUCCGAGGGGCUGCAUGGGACUGAGCUGUGCUGUCUGUAGCUGCUACGGACCCCAGGGGCUGGCUUGCUCCCCUGCUGGGGAUCCCCUUCUCGCCCCCCUAUUUAUCAAUAAAACCUGCCUUUGUCAAAA
Mauremys reevesii (Reeves's turtle) is the source of this 679-nucleotide messenger RNA. Its product is annotated as ribosome biogenesis regulatory protein homolog. NCBI's taxonomy places the organism in Eukaryota, Metazoa, Chordata, Testudines, Geoemydidae. The record is from RefSeq and is a predicted model, not a curated record. Bases 1 to 441 code for a protein of 146 amino acids. The transcript is spliced from 2 exons.